Messenger RNA from Candidozyma auris, 3948 nucleotides. RefSeq lists its product as uncharacterized. Gene Ontology annotation, cellular component: nucleus. The transcript has a single exon. Lineage: Eukaryota; Fungi; Ascomycota; Pichiomycetes; Serinales; Metschnikowiaceae. Gene Ontology annotation, biological process: positive regulation of transcription by RNA polymerase II. Gene Ontology annotation, molecular function: histone binding; ATP hydrolysis activity; ATP binding. The record is from RefSeq and is a predicted model, not a curated record. Bases 1 to 3948 code for a protein of 1315 amino acids.
AUGGCAAGAUCUAAAAGAGGCUCUAGGCACUUGCCCAGCAGCGACGACGAAAUGGAAGAAGGUGGCCGCCGGCUGAGAAGACCAGUUUCAUACUUGGAAGAAUCAGACGAUGCGUUUGACGAAAUCAAAGAAGAAGAUGUUCAAAAAGAAGAGGACGGUGUGAAAGAAGAAGACGGAGAGGUCAAUGCAGAGCCGGAGGCUGAUGCAGAGGAGCCAGAGGAGCCAGAGGAGCCAGAGGAACCUGACUCCCCCGAGGAAGACAAUUUAAAAGAUGAGGAUUUCGAUGAAGAUGACGAGAUCAUCCCCGCUAAAAGACUGCGGUCGCUGAGGAGAGUGUCGAGGCGGCUCAGGCAGAGUAAAGGCAGCGACGAUUCUGACUUCAAGGAAGAUGAAGUCAGUGGAGGCUCCGACAACGAAAGCGAUGCUUUUGAGGAAGAAGACGACUACAUGGAGAGGCUACGAGAAAAGCAAUUUGUGGCGUCUGACGAAGAUGGCGAAGAAGACAACUACUAUGGCUAUUCCUCUACAAGCAAGAGUCGGCUGCGGAGGAAACCAAAAUCAAGAUCACGAUCUGCAGAAGCAAGACGACUGAGGAAGCGCAUGAGGCGUGCUGCUGAUGAUGACGAGGAGGAGGAUGCAGAAGACAAUGACGACGAUGUCGGCGACAUCCAACAGGAGAUCCAGGAAUUGUACGACUCAUCGCCCGAGGAAGAGAGCCCGGUCAAGCAUAAGCUCCGAGAGCGUGGUGAGAAGGUCAAUUACACUAUUCCUCCCGCAAUCACCAACGAGCAGGACCUCGAUGCUUUAAGUGCAGCUAGAUAUACACCUCCGCUGAAGAGAAUCCGGAGAAAUGUGGGCAACAAGAGCGAUUUCAGAAAACUUCUUUUCCCCACUGCUGGUCCUUUUGGUGGUAGCGACGUCAUUUCUCUUUUGGGUCAAAAUAUUCCUCCUGGCGGAAUUCCCAUUCCGGGCAUGCCAGCUGACGCUCGUAAUAACUUGAUUGCAGACAACGAUUCAGAUUCUUCAGAUGAGGAGUUCGUGCCUUCGUCGGCUGCUGGAGCCCAACCAAGACCUUCGGUGAGUGGGUCCAUGGGCAAGGUGCCAAUGGCUGCUAACAACGCAGCGCCAGCCCCUUCAGGUAUGCUCAAUAAUACAAAAAUUGUCGGGGCGCUGUCAGUUGGCGAUAAGGGCAAGAAAAAAAGCACUCUCAGUGACACAGAUCCAUUGGGUGUUGAUAUGAACAUUGAUUUCUCAGCGGUCGGCGGCCUUGAUGGCUACAUCGACCAGCUUAAAGAAAUGGUUGCACUUCCCCUUCUAUAUCCUGAGCUUUAUCAGAAUUUCUCAAUUACUCCACCUCGAGGAGUAUUGUUCCACGGCCCUCCAGGUACUGGUAAAACUUUGAUGGCUAGAGCACUAGCUGCUAGUUGCUCCACCCCGUCUCGAAAAAUCACAUUUUUCAUGCGCAAAGGUGCCGACUGUUUGAGUAAAUGGGUUGGUGAGGCAGAGCGUCAGUUGAGAUUGUUAUUUGAAGAGGCGAAAAAUCAGCAACCGUCCAUCAUUUUCUUCGAUGAGAUUGAUGGCUUGGCUCCAGUCAGAUCAUCUAAGCAGGAACAGAUUCACGCCAGUAUCGUGUCUACUUUGCUUGCAUUGAUGGAUGGUAUGGAUAACAGAGGACAGGUUAUAGUCAUUGGUGCAACCAAUAGGCCAGACUCUGUUGAUCCCGCCUUAAGAAGACCAGGCCGUUUUGACAGGGAAUUUUACUUCCCACUUCCUGGCUUGGAUGCUAGAAAGCAAAUUCUCUCAAUUCACACAAGAAAAUGGGAUCCUCCUUUGUCGCCUGUAUUCCUUGACAAGAUUGCAGGUCUUACUAAGGGUUAUGGAGGUGCAGAUUUACGUGCUCUUUGCACUGAAGCGGCAUUGAACUCUAUUCAAAGAAAAUAUCCUCAAAUCUACCGUUCCUCAGACAAACUUAAAGUGGACCCAACGAAGGUCAAGGUGAUUGCAAAAGAUUUUAUGAGAGCAAUAGAGAGAAUAGUUCCAUCAAGUGCGAGGUCAACAUCGACGGGUUCUUCGCCUCUUCCAGAGCGUUUGCAGCCUCUUUUACAAGGCUCUCUCGAGCAAAUAGUUGAGAAGUUGACCACUUUGCUUCCAGAUUCAAUCAGCUUAGGUGGCAAGAAGAAGUUGACUAAUUUGGAAGAAGCAAUGUACCUAGACCCGACUGUCAAAGAUGCCGACGGCGGUUUUUCAAAACACGAAUUACUUAGAAGCUUAGAGGGCUCGAGAAUUUGCAAGCCUCACUUACUUAUCUGUGGCGAGGCUGGCGCCGGCCAACAAUAUCUUGGUGCAGCAAUUUUGAACGCUCUCGAAGGCUUUCAAGUGCAGAAUUUGGAUCUAGCUACGAUUUUUGGUGAUGUGACUAGAACACCAGAGCUGUGCAUUGUGCAGACGUUUAUCGAGGCAAGAAGACAUCAACCAUCGAUCGUAUUUAUUCCAAACAUCGACACAUGGUUUGACGUCAUGACACAUUCAGCCAAAGCAACACUUGCCGGCCUUCUUCGGAACUUGAAAAGUAAUGAAAAGAUUCUUCUACUCGGCAUCGCCGAAAGACUGUUCGACGACCUUGAUCCCGAAGUCAAGCACACUCUUGGAAUUCUGGGUGACAGCAACAACGUGUACCUUGAGAAUCCUGACAUCGUGGCAAGAAAGAAUUUCUUCCAGAUUGCCGAAAAAGCUUUGAAAAUGAAGCCAUAUGAGUUUGUGAAUGAUUUGAGCAAUAGACCAAAGAGGAAACUCAAAGAGCUUCCCGUAGUACCACAGGAGACUGUCAGUGUUGCACUGCUAGGUAAGAAGCGUGACAAGCAGCAGGAAUAUGAAGACAAGAGACUCAAGAACUUGCUCAAGAUUAAACUUGCAGGACUUAUGGAUCUCUUCAAAAACCGCUACAAGCGUUUCAGGAAGCCAAUUAUCGAUGAAGGCUACUUGCACCACUUAUUUGAGCCCUCAAUUCUUGAUAAUCCAAUGAUCACAUAUGAAGUGGCUUACACAAUUUCGGAGGAUCCAAAACAUCCCAACAUGAUCAAAGAGCUCAGCACAGGUAAGUUUUUCUUCAACAUGGACUUGGACACUAUUGAGGAGAGAAUCUGGAAUGGAUUCUACUCUGAAGCUAAACAGUUUCUCAAGGAUAUUCGGAUGAUUGUGAAAGAUGCUAUCCAAUCUGGGGAUAGAGAGCGGAUCCUCAAGGCAAAUGAAAUGAUGACCAACGCCCAGUUUGGCAUUGAUGAUUUCAAUAAUCCGGAGUUUGCAAAAGCUUGCAAGGACCUAAGAGCCAGAGAAAUCGAGAAGCAGGCGAAAUUACUUGAAGACUAUAAAAAACUCAAGGCCGAAUAUGAAAAGCAGCAAGCCGCAACUUCACAGGUGGAAGGAGAGCGUCCCAACGGCACAGCACCCAUGCAGCUUCUUGGGGACUCUGAUCAAGCUACAUUGGUAGGUGCUAAUGGACACACACACGAGGCUACUGAAAACUCUGUCGAAGACAAACCAGAGGAAAUUGAUGAGCGAACAAUGGAAGACGCUAAGGGGGCUUCUGAGAAUGCACCUCAGAAUGAGGUGAGGUUCGAUGGGGCAGUGGAAGAAGAAGCAACAGACGUCGUCGACGAGUCUCCAAAACUGCAAAAAGUUGUGCCUGUCACGCAGCCUCCAGAGAGUGAGUCUGAGGCGGAAGAGGAGACUCUCACUGACGCCACCCAAGAGUUGGUCAUUCCGCCCGAAGCCUAUGACUUCUUUGAGGACCGCAUCGUCAAGCUCACCGAGGGCUUCACAGUGGAAAAGCUCGAGUUCACCAUGGCCAAAAUCAUGGAUAUUAUCUGGGCAGACCGGUCGCAGUGGAACAAGGCCCAAACCACAGAAAAGCUCUACAAGGUCGCCGAAACACUACACCACUACAUUUGA